This is a messenger RNA of Pararge aegeria (speckled wood butterfly), 669 nucleotides long. RefSeq names its product transcription factor SOX-14-like. Lineage: Eukaryota; Metazoa; Arthropoda; Insecta; Lepidoptera; Nymphalidae. The transcript has 3 exons. Gene Ontology annotation, biological process: cell differentiation; anatomical structure morphogenesis; regulation of DNA-templated transcription. The coding region runs from base 1 to 669 and encodes 222 amino acids. Gene Ontology annotation, molecular function: DNA-binding transcription factor activity, RNA polymerase II-specific; RNA polymerase II cis-regulatory region sequence-specific DNA binding. The record is from RefSeq and is a predicted model, not a curated record.
AUGAUGUCGCUAGGAAAGCAACCCACCGAUCACAUAAAAAGGCCGAUGAACGCAUUUAUGGUCUGGUCAAGAGGUCAGAGGCGGAAAAUGGCCCAGGAUAACCCAAAAAUGCACAACUCUGAAAUUUCGAAAAGGCUCGGUGCGGAAUGGAAACUUUUAAGUGAGAUGGAGAAAAGGCCGUUCAUUGAUGAAGCGAAGAGGUUAAGAGCGCUACACAUGAAGGAGCAUCCAGACUACAAAUACCGCCCGCGAAGGAAGCCCAAAGCACUAGUCAAGAAAGAACCAAAAUUCGGCUUCAAUAUCAGCAGCUUCAUGUCACCAGUACCUCGCCUGAUGACGCCUCUAGCCCAGCCGGUACCGCAAAUGCCAGUACCGCAUCAUCUUCUACAUGACAAACCAGAUCUGAGUAGAGCGCUGUUCCCACCCUUACCUUACCCUUUCUAUCCUUUUGCAAAGAUACCAUCUGAUGAGGGAAAACUGGCAGCAGAACUGGCGCAUUUACAGGCGCUAUACGGUGGAGCCUUAUACAGUUCAGCACUAUACAAUAGUGCGUUAUCACCGUGUGGUUGCCCACCACGUCGCUCCCCGUCUCCACCAGCGGACGUCAAACGUCCAAUGGCGUAUGUCCUCAUGAAGAGCGAUGAAGAGCCACCCCAGCACGUUAUAUGA